Molecule: messenger RNA, 2491 nt
Organism: Miniopterus natalensis
Lineage: Eukaryota; Metazoa; Chordata; Mammalia; Chiroptera; Miniopteridae
Gene: BRF2
Product: BRF2 general transcription factor IIIB subunit
Biological process (GO): DNA-templated transcription initiation; transcription preinitiation complex assembly
Cellular component (GO): transcription preinitiation complex; nucleus
Molecular function (GO): TBP-class protein binding
Source: RefSeq, a predicted model, not a curated record
UCACUCCAACUCCCUGAGACAUUCUUUGCCUAGCAUCUGAAAGUAUUUGAGCUUGCCACCCUGGAUUUUAAUUCUACUCCCUCAUUCUACAGUUGAGGAAAACAGACUGCAAAGAGGGGCAACAACGUGCGUGGGAAAGCCGCUCAGGAACGUAGAACACUAUUUCCUACUCUCACUACGCUACCUUUUCGGCACAUGCUUUGUUCUAUGGCCAAAGUCAACAUUCGUUACCAAAAAGAAAUGGAGAAUCUGCGAUUCCCUUAGCGCUUUAGAAAUGGAAGUUCUUUAGGGAACGCAACAAUUUCUCGUCUGUUAUGUGUAUAUACAUGUAGGCAGAACGUUCACCCAAAUUCAACCCCCAGUAUGACCUGCCUCAAACCAGCUACCCAUACCUGGGAACCCAAAGACACAGUCCAGACCAGGAACCUCCUCUCCUAGCUUACGUUUUCACCCGAGUUCACAAAGGAACGGACCGGAAGUGUCGAUCAGUCGCCCUGCGGCGAGUCCUACCGGUACCCUGGUCGAGCUGGCCGGAAGAGGAAGGUGCAGCCCUUAGAAGGUUCCCCGCGUAGUGCGUGCUUCCGCACGGUUGUUGUUGCGGACGUUGGGCUGGGUAGGCGAAAGCUCCCGCGGCGCUCGGCAGGUUUGAGAGAUGCCGGGCAGAGGCCGGUGCCCCGACUGCGGCUCCGCAGAGCUGGUGGAAGACGCGCACUAUUCGCAGAGCCAGCUGGUGUGCUCCGACUGCGGCUGCGUGGUCACCGAGGGCGUUCUCACCACCACCUUCAGCGACGAGGGCAACCUCCGAGAAGUAACAUAUUCCCGAAGCACAGGGGAAAAUGAACAAGUUAGCCGCAGUCAGCAACGAGGUCUCCGCCGAGUGAGAGACCUCUGUCGAGUUCUGCAGUUGCCAUCAACAUUUGAAGACACAGCACUUGCCUACUACCAACAGGCAUACCAGCACUCUGACAUCCGUGCUGCCAGGCUGCAAAAGAAAGAGGUGUUGGUUGGGUGCUGUGUCUUAAUCACCUGCCGGCAGCAUAACUGGCCCCUAACCAUGGGAACCAUCUGCACCCUGUUAUAUGCAGAUUUGGAUAUGUUUUCUGGCACCUACAUGAAGAUAGUGAAGCUUCUGGGGCUGGAUGUGCCAUCUCUGUGCUUGACCGACCUGGUGAAGACCUAUUGUAGCAGCUUCAAACUGUUUCAAGCCUCCCCAUCUGUGCCAGCCAAAUACAUGGAAGACAAAGAGAAGAUGCUGUCACGAACAUUGCAGUUGGUGGAGCUGGCGGAUGAGACAUGGCUGGUGACUGGGCGGCAUCCCUUGCCUGUUAUCACUGCUGCUGCUUUCCUGGCUUGGCAGUCGCUGCAGCCUUCAGCUCGUCUGACAUGUUCCCUGGCUCGAUUUUGUAAAUUGGCAAAUGUGGACCUGCCCUACCCUGCUUCCACCCGCCUACAGGAGCUGCUGGCUGUGCUCCUGCGGAUGUCUGAGCAGCUGGCCUGGUUGCAGGUUCUAAAACUUGACAAACGGUCUGUGGUGAAGCAUAUCGGCGACUUGCUCCAGCACCGCCACACUUUGAUCCGCAAAGCCUUUCGAGAAGGGACAGCGGAGGUGGAAGCCCAGGAGAAGGAACUGCAGGGGCAAGGACAGGGGAAAGUGGAAUUGGGUAAUAGUUCCUUAGGUUUGCCUGAGGGGAAGCGACCAGCUAGUCCUGCCCUUCUCCUUCCACCCUGCAUGUUGAAGCCCCCAAAGCGGGUCUGCCCCAUCCCCCCUGCCUCCACAGUCACUGGAGAUGAGGACAUUUCUGAUAGUGAAAUAGAGCAAUAUUUGCGAACCCCUCAGGAAGUGAGGGACUUUCAGAGAGCCCAAGCAGCUAGACAAGUUGCCACAGGUAGUCCUAACCCUCCAUGAUGCACUUUGGAGGUUUGGGGAGGCACUUCACUCCAUUCUGACAGCAGAUUGAUAAUAGGCCUGUCAUAUCCAGAGAAAUAAGUGUACAAGUCCAUAGGUGUUGUCUCUCUGCAGUUAAUUGGAGCCCAGGUCCUGGAGUAGAAAUCAUAAAGACUGUAGAGACAACCGAGUUGGAGAGAGUCCUGUCCUUUAGUGCCAGAGAGCAAGUUGCAUAUGUUCACAUUCUGUGGAAUGGCUAUCCUCUUAGACUGUUGGGAGAGGGUCAGGCUCUCUCCUGCUCCUGGUUUGAAUUGGAUAAACUGCUGCUGCAGGGCUCAUGGGGCCUCCCUACUGGUGUGGAGCAGUUGGCAUUUCCAAUGGUAUCAGCCCUCAGAGGACAGGAGCUAGGUAACUCUUGGGCCUGUGCUCUUUCAUAGGUAUCAGUGGGUUAACAUGUAUGGUACCAUGAGAUCCUCUGCCUCGUAACAAAAGGACUGUGGGUGAACUAAAGCUAUAGUUCAAAGGGCUUUACAAAAUUUUAAUAUAUUAAAACAACAGGCAUCUGCUAGAAAACAUUCUAUUGUAUAAAACCCGAGCUUUUAAAAA